AUGACCUCUCUGUCCGACUCCCUUGACGCGCUGGUCUGCUCGCUUGUACCCACAGCUCGUCGGCAAGAACACCUGCGUCAAGAUCUAUCGGCUCGCUGCAAGGAUAUACUCUCUAGUCACAUAGGUAAUACACGGGAAGCCGACAUAGGCCUGCUGGCGGACAUCAUCAAACGGCAAUUAUCGCAAGCCCCGGGGCCCGGUUCGUCUGUAUUACAGUUCACCAAUCUUCUAUCUCGACUGCUAGAUCAGCCUGUACUGUCCAAGAAACACGAUACCCUUCUAUUCCUACAUACCCUGUCCGCGUCAUCUUCGCGCAAAGCUACAGUAACUUCGACGUUUCUUCCAUCACUUGCUGCUCCCUCGCGUGCUCGUCCAACUGUGACCACACCCACUAUGGAACCCACCACUGGCGAGCCUGCCGGUAAAAGCAAAGCGCAGAUCCUCUACGAAUAUCGCAAAAGAAUCGGCAAACUACAAAUGCCAGAGCAUAUCCUGCUACGCGAUACUUUAUAUCUUCUGCAAGGCAUCUCUGGAAAGCACAUUCGGUUCUCAUCCAGUAAUGGUGGGGAGUCGAUGCAACAAGUCGUGUUCUCCGAAGCACCUGAGGCUCGCAUAGGGCAAUCUACCAAAGAGCUUAUACAUAGGCUGUCUGAAGUCGGCUACUUGUACCAGUUGGUGGACAAGUUCGUCCGGGAUAGAGAGAUUGGUACCGACGUUGGCAUGAUCGAACAGAGCCUCUGUCACCACCUACAAUCGCAAUUGACGGAGUACUACCGCUUGAUCGCUGUGCUAGAAUCCCAACUUUCCGUUGUGGCGACUGAAUCGGACAGUAACGAAGUUCGUGCCGAGGAAAGCGGUCUUACAUUGCGUCGUCUUGAUGUCUGGAUCAACGAAUGGCGACUUCGAAUGCGUAUGAUGAGUGUGUGUGUAGGGGCCGCGAGAGACACACACGGAGGUGCACUUGUCAACCUCAUUCACGGCUAUACAGAGAACGGAGACCCCUUUGUCCGCCAGUUCACGGAUCAUCUACUGGAAGAGGUAUCCAUGCCGUUCUUUGCGACCUUGCAGAAAUGGCUCUUCUCUGGAGAACUCUAUGAUCCUUAUAACGAGUUCUUUGUUGGAGUAGACCCCGAUCUGGCGCACGUUCAAUACGUUCAUGCUGCUGCUUACGCAGGCGGAGGUGUGGCCGAUGGAGGGUUCGGACUAUCCGUUGAGGAAGACGUGAUAGGGGAGAAAGAGAAUAGCCUGCGUCUAUGGGAGAACAAGUUCGAAUUCCGACAAGAUAUGCUACCCGCGUUUGUGAAUGAGAAUUUUGGGCGCAAGAUAUUCUCUACAGGUCGCAGUCUGAACUUCAUCCGUUAUAGCUGUCAUGACAGUGACUGGGUGGCGACGAGGGAGAAAUUGAGCCACACAGAACGAGGAGAGCUACAAUACAGCGACAUCUCCGGUCUGGAGAGAUCAAUUGACACCGCCUACCGCAUUGCGAGCCAGCGACUAUUCGACAUCUUCUUUGACAAGUUCAGACUUCUGGAUCAUCUGCAGGCUGUGAAGAACUAUCUCUUACUGGGGUACGGCGACUUCGUGGAUCACCUCAUGGAGACACUAGGACCUAGCCUGUCGAAACCCGCUAACACCUUGUACCGACACAACUUAACCGCUACAUUGGAGACUGCGGUGCGCUCCUCGAAUGCUCAGAACGACCCUCCCGAUAUCUUGAGGCGAUUGGACGCCGAGAUGCUCGAAUACACUCGGAGUGAGAUCGGUUGGGAUGUGUUCACCCUGGUGUACAAGAUCGACGCCCCCCUGGACACUGUGCUUGACCCGGAUUCAAUGGUUAAAUACCUGAAGCUUUUCAACCACCUGUGGAAGAUCAAGCGCAUCGAGAUGACGCUGACAAAGGGCUGGCUGAGGGCCGGUAGUGGCACGAAAGUGUUUAUUCACCUACCUGAGCUUGAGCAGGAGUGGCACCAGCUGCGCUUGUCUGUGGCUGAGAUGAUUCACUUCAUUCGGCAGAUGCAAGCUUAUAGUCAGCUUGAGGUCAUCGAAUGCUCGUGGGCCGAUCUUAUGGACUUUGUGCAUAAAAAGGAGGGGGACCUGGAUGCUCUCAUAGCCGCUCACCGUGACUAUCUUGGACGCUUGGUCAGGAAGAUUCUACUCUUAUCGAACAAAGCUGGGCGCGAGGAGGUUGUUCUCAAUCAAGUGCGCGACGCAUUGGCGACGAUCCUGCAAUUCAGGGAAGCUAUGGACCACUUUUAUAAUCUCUGCCUAUCCGAGUCUUCGCGGCGUGAUAACGAGCGGGAUGCCAUGCGGGGAGUCUAUACCGGAGCAGGCGCUGAUCAAGAAGCACCCUUAUCCGACCAGUUGCUGCGCGGUCUUCAGCAAUGUAAGGAGUACGCCUCAAUAUUCUCAGAGAAGGUUCAUGGCAUCGUGCAUGGCCUCCAAAGUCAUACAGACCUUGACUGCCGUUUCCUUGGCGUUCGGCUAUCUUUCUCAGACUUCUACAAGACUAAACGAGAGGCCUCUCAGCAGCAGUCGAAAGCACCGUAG
This is a messenger RNA of Peniophora sp. CBMAI 1063, 2547 nucleotides long. The record is from the annotation of a GenBank genome assembly. Lineage: Eukaryota; Fungi; Basidiomycota; Agaricomycetes; Russulales; Peniophoraceae.